AGAGGACGUGCGGGCGCAAGGAGAAUAAUUCUAUAACAGAAAAAUAAAACACGCAAAAUUUUUAAAAGCAAAGUGCUCGGCUGUUCUGUUAAAGAUAAAAGGAAAUGUACAUAUAUGUGUGUUCGGUCCUGUGCGAAUAAUAAGCUAAGAGUAUGAUAAAACUAAAUUGUUAUUUUUGCUACUAGAUUAACGUAUCUGUGUACGAGUAUGUGUACAGAGUCAGAGUGCAAAUGCGAAUAAAUCAGCGGUUUUUGUGUCGAAGUUAACGGCGCAUUUGUACAUGUGCACAAAAGUAAUUAAAAGAGUGGGCAUCAAAAGUCCCAACCAAAUAUUGAUCAAAACAAAGUGAUCGCGAAUGCAACAGCAUCUGUAAAUUUCAAAUUAAACGGCCACUUCAAUAGCUACACACAGCAAGCAACAAACAUGUUUGAAUUGGAAGAAUAUUCAAGCAGUAUACAUGAGGGGUUCUUCAGCAAGUAUGCGGAUGCCGCAGGUCCGUCGCUGGACUGUUAUGUAUCGGACUCCAUGCAGGACAUGCUGGAUGUGGACAUUCGUGCUGAGAUUGCCAAUGUUGUGGGCAGCCCGAGUGAUUUGACUUCAUCUCUGGAUCAUGCACUCGAAGCAAUAUCGGCCAUCAACAACAACAACAAUAAUAACAAUGCUCCCUCCACGCAUAAUGCAAAUGCGAAUCUGCUGGCCAGCAGCGCCUUGCACGCCUCUCCCACAGCCAAAUGGAUGGGGUCCUGCGCAAAUUUCUGGUCCACUUCGGACUACUUUGCGGAUGUGGGUGCUUGUGUGAAUCCCAUAUCGGUGAUGCCACUGAUAAAUUCCAGUUCAUUGCUGCUCUACUCGCCUCAGAAAUCCAAAACGCUGGUCACCCAAUCAUCCAGUAGCACCCACAAUGGCAGCUCUGCUAUGGUUCUGGCCUCGCCCUGUGACCCACACAAAUCGCAUUUAACAUUCUCGCCGGCUCAAAUGAAGGUCAGUGCGGGGUCGAUGCGUCGGGAACAGGUAUCAUCGCAUAUCCCUAAGCAGAUUUCCGUUCCCAUUUCAUCAACGUUAACCGGGGCGGGCACUACAGCGCCUGCAACCAUGGCCACAAAUUCGGCGCUGCAACGACGCAGCACUUCGGUGGAUACAGUGCGUAAGGAUUUAGCCCCAGAGCUCCGCAAAGUACAGUCUGCAGGUGUCAUCAGCAACGAUAACAACAGCGUCAUGGAUAACAAGACCAAGGCUGGUUUGCUCGGCAGCAAUGGUGUCACCACCAACACCAUCAAAUUGGCGCCAGGAAUCGGUGGUCUGACUUUUGCUAACAGCGCCACAUACAACAAACUGAAGCAACAAACCUCAGUGAAGUCUCCGAGUGGGUCUCCAGUCACUGCCCAAGGCAACAUUGUUCUGAAGAGAGAUCGCGAGUCCAGUCCAUUGCACAACAUGACCACGUUGCAUGCGAACGGAGUGGCUAAGCGUAAUCUGCUCCAGCAGUCUGCCGUCGCAAGUCCGUAUAGCAGCACACCAAAGAGCAUUGCCUCGGCGGCUCACUCGCCGCACCAUCAAAUGCAGAUUGGCAACAACAGCUCCGUCGGAUCGCCGUCGUCGAUGGGGCGACCUUCGACAUCGUCAUCCCCACUGUCCUUCAGUGGCACUAUAACCCCACUCAGCAAUACCAGUAAUUUGGUCAAUAUAGCCAACAACAACGGCAGUGGAGGCGUGCUGGCUGUGAAGCCUUUGCAACAAAAGAUUAAACUGCCCGCUGUUGACAGCGCCUUCCCCAAGCCUGCGUACUCGUAUUCCUGCCUCAUUGCGCUGGCAUUGAAGAAUUCGCGUGCCGGCUCGCUGCCCGUCUCAGAGAUAUACAGCUUCCUGUGCCAGCAUUUUCCGUACUUUGAGAAGGCACCGACUGGCUGGAAGAACAGUGUGCGCCACAAUCUAUCCCUUAACAAAUGUUUUGAGAAGAUUGAGCGACCAGUGACAAAUGGAAAUCAACGCAAAGGUUGCCGCUGGGCCAUGAAUCCCGAACGAAUUACCAAAAUGGAUGAGGAGGUACACAAGUGGUCGCUCAAGGAUCCAGCUGCCAUACGCGACGCAAUGGUAUAUCCAGAGCAUCUGGAGGCGCUCGAACGAGGCGAGAUGAAGCAUGGAUCGGCAGAUUCGGAUGUAGAGCUCGAUUCUCAAUCAGAAAUCGAGGAGACAUCCGACCUGGAAGAAGCUGACUUCGAUGAAACGCUUGUCGAUGCCAUGCUCGUUGAAGAGGAUGACGACUUAGAGGAAGACGAGGAAGAGGAGGAGGAGUUGCACGGAUACGAGCACAUCGAGCCACAUCACAGCGCCACCCGCGAAUUACAGUCCGCCAUGUUCUAUGAGAAGGUCGACGAUCUAUACCACGCCAUUGACAUCGAUGAGGACAACAAGGAGGCAGUGCGAAGGGCCAUUGCCAAUGACCAGGGCACACACAUAAUCGAAUUAAAUCCGGCCGAUUUGAAUGCAAAUGCCAAUGAUGGCUAUCAAUCGCCCAAGCGAGCACGUCUAGACAUCAACUAUACCAUCGGACCCGCCGGCGAUCUGCAGCAGCAGUAUGGCCAAAAGGUCAAGGUGCAACCGGUGCUGCAGGCCAGCCAGUCGCUUCUCCCUGUAGCGCAACAGCAACAGCAGCAGCAGCAACACCAACACCAACAAUUGCAACAACCGACCUAUAAUCGUCGCAAAAUGCCGUUGGUGAACCGAAUCAUCUAAAUGAGCAUGUGUGUGGAUCGGAGCCGUAGCAAAGCAAAGCUCGCACAGCUAUGUAUCAUUAAUUUACAUGUAACUGCAUAUGUAUAUGCAUAUAAAAAAUAUAUUAAUUGUAUUCAUUUAGUCGUAGACCUAAGCAAAUUAAUAUUCCCAUGCUACGCUUAAAUUCUCAAAUUCAAAAUAGAUUUAAGUUUCGUGUGCAGUUCUAACUCCAUAUCCUACAUCCAUGCUACUACCCCUUUAGGUUUUAGAGCUGUAAGUUUAGCGAUCGAAUUUAAGCAUAUAUGUUAUUUAGUCUUUGGAUGAUUCUGCGUGCGCAGUUGUGUGCAUAUUUUCUGUAGUUAACAGUUUAUUUACAAAGAGCCUGCAUUAAAUUUUUAUAUCCAAACAAGCACAUACACACAAAAUUGAAGUCGCUUUCAAAUAAAUGUCCAUUGUUACAACAUUUGCGAGCACUCUGAAGCGUUGGUUUUGCUCCCUCCCCCCACUUGACGCACGUUUAUCAAAAUUUCCAAGUCAUUUACCCCGAUUUGACGUUUGAGCGAACGCUCAUUAAUGCAUUCUAUAUAGUUAAGUCACCGAUCUAUUUACUGACGAAGCAUAACUAGUGUUAAUUUUAUUUUUAAAAUUUUGACUACGAAGUGCAGUUCUUAUUUGAUCUCCAGCUAAGCAUAAAUUGCUUAAUUUAAAUGCUUUUGCAAUAAUUUGGGAGAAGAAACACCUAACUAUGUACUUUUUGUGCAACACACGACAACGAAAUUCAAAUAAAUUGAUUUCCACACUUGUACGUACAUUGCAGAAUUUGAAGAAGAGCAUACCUAACUACUUGCCGGUCCAGUAUUCAGUUAAUAAAUGCAUCUCGAUAGGACUCCAUCGUCUUUGUAUGUAUUGUACUAUAGAGCGCCUACCGUUAUGGCGCGACACAGAACAACUGGUUCAAGAGGUGUACAGUCAAUUACUUAUCCAAUGACAUUUGUAAAUAUUUUGACAUCAAAUCUGUAUACUAUACUAACUGUGUAAAUACCCAAUAAGAUAGUGUAUGUAUUAAAUAGUAAUUAUAUGUUUAUACUUAUACAAGAAACCAAACUACUUACUGCAAAAUUCCAAGAAAAUCAACUAGAUUCCCAAAACGAAAAGACUUGAAACGAAUAUUUGCAUCAAAGUAUUCAAGAUCUUGUUCAUCGGAGGGACAACUGAACCGGUAAUGGUCUAUAAUCAUAGCUAGAGUCGUUGUCACUCGGCAGGACAUGAUCAUCCAAUUUAAAUUCAUAGUACAAACAGCAUUUAUGUUACAAUAACAUGUUUUUGAUCAAUUUUUCCAAGAAACUUAAUAUAAAAAAUAA
Molecule: messenger RNA, 4073 nt
Organism: Scaptodrosophila lebanonensis
Lineage: Eukaryota; Metazoa; Arthropoda; Insecta; Diptera; Drosophilidae
Gene: jumu
Exons: 3
Coding region: 424-2733 (769 amino acids)
Biological process (GO): regulation of transcription by RNA polymerase II
Molecular function (GO): transcription cis-regulatory region binding; DNA-binding transcription factor activity, RNA polymerase II-specific
Source: RefSeq, a predicted model, not a curated record